Ambispora leptoticha is the source of this 871-nucleotide messenger RNA. The record is from the annotation of a GenBank genome assembly. NCBI's taxonomy places the organism in Eukaryota, Fungi, Glomeromycota, Glomeromycetes, Archaeosporales, Ambisporaceae.
AUGGAGUUAAUGGUACUUCUACUCCAAUACUCACUAACAAGAUGUUCCGUUUCCGUACACUAUUUCCCUUCUGCACCUUCUGAACUGAGACUAAGAUCUGUCAAGCCCAUUCAUUUAUUAAACACAAGAGACGAUAACAACGAUGACAAUCCUGAUAAUGACAACACUCCCUAUUGGGACGAUGCAAUUGAUAAAUACUUUGAUCAUCCUGACCAUAAAGACUUUCAAUCCAUCACUUAUCCCGAAUAUUUCAAAAAUUACGUUAUAAGCACCAAACAACCCAGCCAACAUUCAAGAUCUUUUCAUACCUGCGAUCGCAAAAAUAGAAUAGUUAAACGACAACAAGAAUUAUUAGGGCAUCAUUCUAUAUAUAGAAAUCAUUUUCAAUCCAUAUUUCCCAUUAGAUAUCAACAAGCAAUUGAUUCACUACGCAAAAGUCAUCUAGAAGAAAGAGACAACUUAUCAAAUGCCUAUGAAUCAGUUAUAAGAUCUCUUUUAGCCGAAUUCCAAAACCAAGAUUUAUCUAAGUUUAUGUUCGCCCAAUUUCUUUCUCUAGAAAAAUAUCCUCCACACACAAACUUCCAAUCUUCAUUAAUACUAGAUACUAAUCAAUAUAGUAUCUACAAUACAUUAUGUAAUGUCUGGGGAAAAUUUAGCAACGGAAAACAUCCUUACUUCCUUUUAACAGGUCUAGCUGGAACCAGAAAAUCAUUUAUGAUAAAUCAAAUCAUUUCAUACCUAAAGUCUAAAAACAAAAAAUGCUUAUUAAUGGCCCCCACUGGAGUCGCCGCACAAUCUAUCAAUGAUAAAACAAUCCAUUCUACCCUUAAAAUUAGACUCACCAACAACCACUACGAGACCUUACUACACC